AAUCAAACAGCGAUUUGGUAAAGGAUUCGUUGCGACUUGCGAGAAAGAAGAAAAGAGAAAAAAAGUGAUGGCAACACCAGAUGAAAGUUCUUCUGCUAAGAAGUGGCUUCCUCUCGAAGCUAACCCCGAUGUUAUGAACCAGUUCCUUUGGGGUCUUGGACUUUCGGAAGAUGAAGCAGAGUGUUAUGAUGUUUAUGGUCUGGAUGAAGAACUCUUAGCAAUUGUUCCAAAGCCUGUCCUUGCUGUGCUGUUUCUUUAUCCCAUUACUACACAGAGUGAAGAGGAGAGAAUCCUGCAGGAUAGUACAAAAAGGGAGACUAGCAAUAAAGUUUACUUCAUGAGACAAACUGUGGGGAAUGCUUGUGGAACAAUUGGACUUCUCCAUGCUAUUGGGAAUGUCACUUCAGAGAUUAAGCUUGUUGAGGGAUCGUUCUUGAAUAGGUUUUUCAAAUCCACUGCAAGCAUGGACCCACUAGAGCGUGCAGCAUACCUUGAGAAUGACCAAGAAAUGGAAGUUUCUCAUUCGGUAGCAGCUACUGCUGGUGAUACAGAGGCUUCAACUAAUGCGGAUGCUCAUUUUAUCUGCUUCUCAUGUGUGGAUGGAGAACUUUAUGAACUUGAUGGACGGAAGUCAGGAGCAGUAUCACAUGGUCCAUCCUCGCCCAGUACCUUAUUGCAGGAUGCAGCCAAGGUCAUACAGGGUAUAAUCCAAAAAAAUCCGGACUCGAUCAACUUCAAUGUCAUCGCAAUUUCAAAGAAACUUGAGGGACCCUACUAAGGAAGAAGCCCACUAUGGAUUUCCCCUUCAGAAGUUUUAAUUUGAUCCAGUCAUCCUUCGAUUCAAUAAGUAGACAUUUGGAUUUCUAUUCUUCGUUUAUGUUCAUGACAUCUUGUGGGCAUAGACAAGCCAACAUAAAAUCAUCGGUAAUACGUUGAGGAGUCGAAAUGAAUGGCGGAGAGAAUUAUUCUGUUUUCGAUUUGAAGCAAUUAUUACGGGGUUUUGAUCA
This is a messenger RNA of Vitis vinifera (wine grape), 1007 nucleotides long. Its product is annotated as ubiquitin carboxyl-terminal hydrolase 3. The transcript is spliced from 9 exons. The record is from RefSeq and is a predicted model, not a curated record. Lineage: Eukaryota; Viridiplantae; Streptophyta; Magnoliopsida; Vitales; Vitaceae. Gene Ontology annotation, biological process: protein deubiquitination; ubiquitin-dependent protein catabolic process. The coding region runs from base 68 to 778 and encodes 236 amino acids. Gene Ontology annotation, molecular function: cysteine-type deubiquitinase activity. Gene Ontology annotation, cellular component: cytoplasm.